GGAUCUGUAGAACUCUUCUGCACAACGAAUCCAUCUCCUCAUCACUGCAGAUAAUCAAAUUCUACAGCUGACAGACAACAAAUCGCAAACCACCAUGAAUACAUUCGUCAAAGUUUUCGUCGUGCUAGCUGUGACCGUAGCUCUUGCUAAGAGUGAAGAAGCCAAAAAAGAAACCAAAGUGGUCGAGAAACGUUCUGAUAAAUCCGAUCUGACACCAGCGGCAACUGGACGAUUCUUCUCGGGCGGUUACAACAGUUAUCCAACCGGCUACAGCAGCGGAUACAACAGCGGUUACAACAGCGGUUACAACAGCUACCCGUCGUACAACAGCUACAGCGGAGGUUACAACAGUUACCCGUCGUACGGUAGCUACCCAUACAGCGGCGGCUACUCUUCAGGCUACGGAAGCGGCUACAACAGCGGCUACGGCAAGUACCCGAGCAGCGGUUACGGUAACAACUAUUACGGUGGAUACGACCAGGGAUACAACAAAUACCCGUCCGCUUACUCGUACAGCAACAGCUACAACUACCCAGGAUCGUACAGCUCCGGUUACGGUCACAACAGCUACUAUGACAACGAUAACUACGGCUCCCACGGUUACAACGGUUACAACGGUUACAAUAAGGGCUACAGCUCGUACCCACAUUCCACUGGCUACGGUUACAACAAAUGGUAAUGACCAUUUCCGAUCAUUUCUCAAACCGACGACGAUAACUUGAUGGGAUUUUACUCUUUUUUUUUCUUACGAGUUUUUUUUCAUUACGAAAACAAAAUUCUAAGUUCAUUUC
Molecule: messenger RNA, 791 nt
Organism: Melanaphis sacchari
Lineage: Eukaryota; Metazoa; Arthropoda; Insecta; Hemiptera; Aphididae
Product: keratin-associated protein 21-1-like
Exons: 3
Coding region: 95-679 (194 amino acids)
Source: RefSeq, a predicted model, not a curated record